AUGAAGCACAACUAUCAGAGUGUUUCAAAGAUAGCGGUAAUGGGAAAUGUUGCUGGCUCGAUUGCAAUCUUCUUCUAUGGCUACAUUUCUUGGUGCGUUGCAGCUCACCUCUAUUGGAUGUCUUGGGUUGCCAAUUGGAAUAAAACUGCAUUUUGGGCUUCACUCAUUGCAGUCCUUAUCUGCGAGUGGAUAUUUCUAACAUUGAUCAUGGCUUUGUCCUUCUUCCAAGCAAACUUCAUAGGAUGUACUUGCUGUUGUAGGGAUCCAUCGGAAGUUGGAGCCAUUGAACCAGCCGGUGAGAUGAUUGGUACUCAGAAUUUUCAGCAAUAUCCAGCUCCUGGACAAGUUUAUCCAGUAGCAAUCGAACCAAGUGUUCCACUGGGUCAACCGAAUCCAACCCAAGUUUAUCCAACCACUCAAGAGGAAUAUCCUCCAGCAGCUCAGCCGAAUUAUGAUCAGUCAGCACAGGCUCCUUAUGGUCAUUACGAAGCCAAUGCAGCUCCUCAACAAGUGAAUGAAUCUUCUUUCCAAUGA
Oikopleura dioica is the source of this 534-nucleotide messenger RNA. Lineage: Eukaryota; Metazoa; Chordata; Appendicularia; Copelata; Oikopleuridae. The record is from the annotation of a GenBank genome assembly.